AUGAGUGUAGAUCUCUCGUCUUCGCUUGUUGGCGACCCUGCCAAGUUUCAUAAACCUGGUGAAAAUUAUAAAACCGAUGGUUAUAUUGUGACUAACCGCACGCAUUUUUUACUGAAGGAGCAUUUGGCCAAAACACAUGGUCGUGUUAUAACACGUUUUCCUCCGGAGCCUAACGGGAUCCUUCACAUCGGCCACGCCAAAGCGAUUAAUUUUAAUUUUGGAUAUGCAAAAAAAACUGGCGGGUUUUGCUACUUGAGGUAUGAUGAUACCAACCCUGAAAACGAGGAGGCUCGUUUUUUUGACGCCAUUCUGGAGAUGGUCCGUUGGUUAGGAUUCGAACCCUACAAGAUUACCUACGCGUCCGACAACUUUCAGCAACUUUUUGAAUGGGCAUUGAAAUUGAUCGAUUUGGACCUAUGUUACGUUUGUCACCAGCGUCCGGAAGAGUUGAGGGGCUUUGAUCCUCCACCAUCCCCUUGGCGCAAUCGACCCAUCGAGGAGUCAAGGAGAUUAUUUAUGGACAUGAAAAGUGGAAAGUUGGAAGAAGGGGCGGCCACUCUCAGAAUGAAGUUAACGCUGGAGGAUGGCAAACAAGAUCCGGUAGCUUAUCGUAUAAAAAUGCGUCCUCAUCAUCAAACAAAAAAUGAAUGGUGCAUUUAUCCUACGUACGACUACACUCACUGUCUCUGUGAUUCGAUUGAAAAUAUCACACAUUCUCUGUGUACUAAGGAGUUCCAGUCUCGGCGUUCCUCCUACUACUGGUUGUGCAAUGCUUUGGAUAUCUACUGUCCCGUACAAUGGGAGUAUGGUAGAUUGAACUUCAACUACACAGUGGUUUCAAAAAGAAAGAUUCUUAAGUUGGUCUCUGCGGGCGUGGUGGCAGACUGGGAUGACCCACGCUUAUUCACGCUCACCGCGCUGCGACGCCGCGGUUUUCCUCCUGAGGCUAUAAACCGCUUCUGUGAGGUCAUCGGUAUUACUAUGAGCCAGACCGUAUUGGAUCCGUCCGCCCUUGAGGCCUGCGUUCGCGACUACCUCAAUAAACACGCUCCCCGUCGAAUGUGCGUGGAAGAACCGCUCAAACUGGUAAUUACCAACUGGAAAGAACUCUAUGGUGACAAAAUAAAAAUUGAGGUGAUCGCGCCUGACUUUCCUGCGGAGGAGAACAGCGCCACGCGUAAGAUGGUCCUUGCGCCUGAAUUGUUCAUUGAAAAGUCUGAUUUCAUGCUUGACACGAAACCUGGUUUUCGUCGUCUGACACCCACCCAAGCGGUUGGCAUCCGUUAUGCUGGUCUUGUUCUCUCCUUUAAGGAGAUCCACAGGGAUGCUAAUGACAAAAUAUUGAGCAUUUCUGUCAUCGCGACUCCGGUUUCUACGGAAAACAAACCGAAGGCAUUUAUUCAUUGGGUUUCGAGUCCGCUAGAAUGUGAACUUCGUCUCUACAAUCAAUUAUUCAAGGAAAAGAACCCUGAGGAUUGUCCCGGAGGAUUCAUGGCUGCCGUCAACCCGAAAUCGUUGACCGUGGCCUCCGAUGCAUUGGUUGAGCAGUCAGUGAGGGGUGCCAAGGUGUAUGACCGUUUCCAGUUCGAACGCAUUGGCUUUUUUACAGUCGACCAGGACAGUGGACCUCACAGGCUGGUUUUCAACCGCACGGUGACCCUAAAGGAGGAUCCAGGAAAAUCGGUCUAUCAGGAGAAAAAUUGA
Molecule: messenger RNA, 1704 nt
Organism: Hydatigera taeniaeformis
Lineage: Eukaryota; Metazoa; Platyhelminthes; Cestoda; Cyclophyllidea; Taeniidae
Source: the annotation of a GenBank genome assembly